GGUCCGCGGCAGUGGUCUGCUGCGAGGCGCCGCCAGAACGUCGCGUCGGGGGCUCUCUGGUCGCAGGCAGCGAGGAAGCAGAGGACACAGCGUAGCACGCAGCCGAGGAGACCGCGACCAGCACACCGUGUCACAGGGUGCAGCCAUGGCCAGAACGUGUUUGUCGGUCGCAGCCGUGGUGCUGCUGGCGCUCUUCGCGACCACGUCUUCCACGCCCACGAAGCAGCGGCCCAACAUCAUCAUCAUGCUGGCCGAUGAUCUGGGUUGGAACGACGUGAGCUUCCACGGGUCCGAUCAGAUCCCGACGCCCAACAUCGACGCGCUGGCCUACCACGGGGUGAUCCUCAACAACCACUACGCGCCCGCACUUUGCACGCCAUCCCGAGCAGCGUUGAUGACUGGAAAAUACCCCACACAUACCGGUAUGCAGCACCUGGUGAUUCUGGAGCCGGAGCCGUGGGGCUUGCCGCUGAGCGAGAAGAUCCUGCCGCAGCACCUGAAGCGCGCCGGGUACGCCACGCACGCCAUCGGCAAGUGGCACCUCGGCUUCUUCAAGAAGGAGUACACGCCCACCUACCGCGGCUUCGACUCGCAUUUCGGCUACUGGAACGGCUUCCAGGACUACUACGACCACACCGUCAAGGCCACGAACUCGCCGUUCGCGGGCUACGACAUGCGGCGCAACAUGAGCGUCGACUACAGUGCGGCGGGCAAGUACUCCACGGACCUGUACACGGACGAGGCGGUGUCCAUCAUCCGGCGCCACGACCAGUCGCGCGGCCCGCUCUUCCUCUACCUAGCGCACCUGGCGCCGCACACCGGCAACCAGGACAACCCCUUCCAGGCGCCCGACGAGGAGAUCGCCAAGUUCCGCCACAUCGAGGACCCGGAGCGGCGCGUCUACGCCGCUAUGGUGUCACGCAUGGACAAGUCGGUGGGUGAUGUGAUGGCUGCCCUGCGAGAGAGCAACAUGCUGGACAACUCGAUAAUCGUCUUCAUGUCGGACCACGGGGCGCCCACGCACGGCAUCCACUCCAACAGAGGCUCCAACUGGCCGUUCAGAGGGCAGAAGCACAGCCCCUGGGAAGGCGGGGUGCGCGCCGUCGCGGCUGUCUGGAGCCCGCUGCUGAAGAGGACCCAGAGGGUGUCCAACCAGCUGAUGCACAUGACCGACUGGCUUCCCACGCUCUACUCUGCAGCAGGUAUGGACGUGCGCGACCUGGGCCGCGUCGACGGCGUCGACAUGUGGGCGUCGCUGAGCGAGGGCGCGCCCUCUGCGCGCUCCGAGGUGCUGCACAACAUCGACGACAUCUACGGGUACGCGGCGCUGGUGCGCGGCGGCUGGAAGUACGUCACCGGCUCCACCGGCGGCGCCUGGGACGGCUGGUACGGCGAGCCGCGGCGGCGCGGGGGCGCGGGGCUGGGGCACGGCGCCGCCCCCGCCUACGACGUGGCGCGCGUGCUCGCCUCCAAGACGGGCGUCGCGCUCGCCGGCUUCCUCACCGAGCGGCAGCUGCUCGAGAAGAUGGCCGCCGUCACCGCCGGCAACACAGGCGGUGUGGAGGAGCACCUGUCGACGCAGCUGCUCUCGGAGGAGACGGUGGCCAGGCUGCGCCACGAGGCCGAGGUGCGCUGCCCGCCGCGGCGCGCCGACAACGCCAGCGAGGCCACCCAGUGCCGCCCCAUGGAGGCGCCCUGCCUCUUCAACCUGCGCGAGGACCCCUGCGAGACCGUCAACCUCGCCGCCUCCCAGCCGCUCCUCCUGCGCAGUCUGCAGGAGGCAGUGCAGCAGUACAGGUUGACGAUGGUGCCUCCAAACAACGUUCCAGUGGACCCGCGGGCGAAUCCCGCCUUCUACAACAACACGUGGGCACCGUGGCAGGACGUGCCGGCCGCGCAACAGCCGUUCCAGAUGAAGCCUAGCCCGACCCUCAACUUGGCCGUCGUCGUCACGGUCUUCCUCGCCGUCGCGCUGGGGAUCACGUCCGCCGUGCUGCGUGCCUUCCGCACCGAGAAAGACCUCGGAAAGGAGAUCGUCAAAGCACUCGCUGUCUUCAACAUCUCUCCAACGGCAGCUCUUAAGGAAGAGAAGGCCAUGAAGAAAACUUCGGCACGGCCUUCAGAGGAUGAGGAGAAGAAAUGACCCAAGCAGUUGGGAAGGAACCGAAGUUUCAAAAUUCGAGGCAGUCGCUCAUAGCCUCGCAGUAACAAUGCUUAUGUCUGUGUGUGUGUGUGUACAGGGUGACAUCAUAAAUUGUGGUUUCUUGUCAGUUAUUUGCCACAUACACACACAAACUGCCUAUCACAAACAAACGUACCGGUAACAUUCUUGUUGGAGCUUCGUAAUUUCCAACAACUAUCCGGGUUGGAUUCCUCAAGUGUCAUGAGAAAAACUAUGAUACAUUAAAAAUAGAUGUAAGGGACUUUACGCAAAACGCUCCCAUCAGUUUCAGAACAGAGAGUGGAACCUCUGCUCUGUUGGCACUAUAUUCUACAGAACGGAAAUGUAGUUCAGACUCCAACAGAUUUGUUUUCAAAUAUAAAAGGUCACUGGCCUUUUUUCAUACACCUCCUACUGUGCAGUUCAGAGAAUACACUUUUAUAUAAUGCUCUUUCAUUACAUGCUAUGCACUCUUUGACAAUGAUCCACAGCAUAGCAGGAAAAGUGGUCCCAAUUCUUUAUAUGCCGUUUUCAGAUGCACCUUAAAAUGAAAAAAAACAGUAUUAGUUAUCAUACGAAUAUUGGUUUGGUGCCUUGGACAAAAGCAACAGAGCUCAGCAAAAGUGGUACAGUUGUCACUUUUCCCUCUCACCAGUGUGGUAACAUGGCACGUAAAACGUCUGUAAACAAUAAGUCUACACAUGAGCAGGUGAGAAUGUAUCGCAGAAUCUUAGAAUUUAACUGAAAUUUUGCCAGUGACAAAAUCACGGUCGUUCUAAAUGUGCCAGGAGCACUGCACAGCCUAAUGUAAUUUAAUUUAUUUAAAUGUUGAACAGAAUGAGAAAGAUCAUCCAUAUUUUAAGAUGUAGCUUUCGCGCUAAUGUACAAAAAUCUGGUAACCUGAGUAAAUUAUCCAAGAAGAGUUUAAAGCAACGCACCAAGAUCAAAGUGAUGUAUACAUUACUAUAAAUGUUCCUUCCAAUGAUAAUUUUAUUCAUAUUCUCUUUCUCUCUAUUACUGAAAGUUCCUUCACUUUGAACCAUUCAAUACCAGAUGUAAGAAAGAAAGGGAUAUAAAGGUGACAUAAAUCACCAUACAGAAGUAUUUUAUGGUAUUAGGUUCCUGAUCUGCUACCUCAUUUAGACUUACGUAAGAGAGGUCUGUAAUGUGAGGUAUAUUUGAUGUGAUAUAACAUGUCACUGACUGCUGUCCAUGGUCUUAAGCAUACUACAUGAUAUAUAUAUAUAUAAAAUGUGUGUAACAUAUACAUUGUAUAUAAUAGUCAGACACACUGCACUGUACAUACCAAUCAUUUUCAGCCUUUAGCUGUUGUUGCAGAUUUCAGGCAGUUGAGUAUGAAAGUGUCACAAAUUCAUUUUUCAUUUGUAAUAUUGUUCACUUCAUCGCUCAUAAUCACUAAUGUGAUAAGUUUCAUGAUUUUGUAAUUUAUAUUAUUUAUAUU
Schistocerca cancellata (South American locust) is the source of this 3623-nucleotide messenger RNA. RefSeq names its product arylsulfatase B-like. The transcript is spliced from 10 exons. Bases 146 to 2143 code for a protein of 665 amino acids. The record is from RefSeq and is a predicted model, not a curated record. Lineage: Eukaryota; Metazoa; Arthropoda; Insecta; Orthoptera; Acrididae.